Molecule: messenger RNA, 1539 nt
Organism: Histoplasma mississippiense
Lineage: Eukaryota; Fungi; Ascomycota; Eurotiomycetes; Onygenales; Ajellomycetaceae
Exons: 6
Coding region: 1-1539 (512 amino acids)
Molecular function (GO): oxidoreductase activity, acting on CH-OH group of donors; flavin adenine dinucleotide binding
Source: RefSeq, a predicted model, not a curated record
AUGACUGACACCUACGAUUUUAUCAUCGUUGGGGGGGGCAACUCUGGCCUGCUCUUUGCGACGCGACUGGCAACGGCGUUGCCAGAAAGCUCGGUGGUGGUUCUGGAAUCUGGCAGUGCGUUUCCUGACAACUCGCAUCUUUGCCAGUAUGAUAGAUACCAUGCCUGGCAACGGCCCGACUUAGAUCUCGGGUAUAUUACAACGCCCCAAACUUCCCUCAAGGGCCGGGUACUCCCUUAUCUCCGGGGCAAGGGUCCAGGAGGCUGCACCAACGUCAACUUCUUGACGUACACUCGGGGCUCUGCGGAGGAUUAUAAUUACUGGGCUGAGCUUGUUGGUGAUGACUCGUGGAAAUGGGAACAUACUCUCAGGAGGUUCAAGGAGCUGCCGUUAAAUAUGGAUACUAACUCUGGAAAUCCUAUUGGGUUGUCCAUACCACCUACUACAACAUUUAAAGGCUAUCGCUGGACCAGCGAGGCUAUAUACACGAACUAUCGCCCUGCGAAUUUGAAGAUGCUAACUGACAUAAAAGUUGCCAAGGUUGUCUUUGAAAACAAAGUAGCAGUUGGCAUCCAAGCAGUGGAUGGGAGGAAUUUCACGGCGAAUAAAGAAGUAAUACUGUCUGCCGGUGUAUUCGAUUCCGCGAAGAUUUUGCUACUAUCUGGUAUUGGACCCACUCAGGAGCUCUCCCAGCAUAAUAUUCAAACUAUCCAUGAUCUUCCUGGGGUAGGCAAGGGACUAUCCGAUCACCCCUUAGUUGUUAUAGGAGCAUCAUUCGCGCCAGGUGUGGGUCUCAGUGAUCGGACUCAAUUUGAUUCAAAUCCUGCCGCCCUCGAAGCUGCACGAGAACAGUGGAAACGGGACGGAACCGGGGAGAUAAACCUGCACCGGUCUUGCGUCAUAACCGGAUGGCUCAAGGAAAAUUCCAUCCUUACAACAAGCGAAUAUCAAAACCUAGACACUCUCUCAAAGCAAUAUCUAACCAAGGAUUCCGUUCCUCAUUAUGAGCUCUUUCUCGCAGGGCCCCAUUUCCCCCCGACAUACGUUGUUCCUGAGGGAACAUCAUACCUUUCUACCGUCGUCUGCCUUAUGAAUAUGCAAUCUAGGGGCGAAAUCACACUGAAAUCGGCAAACGUGAAUGAUCCGCCAGCGAUUGACUCCAACUACAUGUCACACCCGUUUGAUCGAAAGAUGUUGACCUUGGCAAUAAGGGAAGCUAUGAAGUUUUAUCAGUCCGGCGCAAUUGAGAAGGAAUUUAAGGGAUACGUCCUGGCCCCGAAAAGCCAGUCGGACGAAGAUAUCCAUGAAUUCAUCGACGAGAACCUACUUCCGGUCUUCCAUGCCAACGGAACCCUAAAAAUGGGCAAAGCAGACGACCCAAUGGCGUGUACGGAUCCGAGUUUCCGCAUCUAUGGCGUUGAGAAGUUGCGAGUCGUGGAUCUGAGUGUUUGUCCCAUCACACCGAAUCAACCCACAGCCUAUCUAGUGGCACAGACAGCUGCAGGGAAAAUUAUAGCGGAAUAUGGCGGAAGAAGAUAG